Molecule: messenger RNA, 2920 nt
Organism: Nicotiana attenuata
Lineage: Eukaryota; Viridiplantae; Streptophyta; Magnoliopsida; Solanales; Solanaceae
Product: squamous cell carcinoma antigen recognized by T-cells 3
Exons: 16
Coding region: 61-2616 (851 amino acids)
Biological process (GO): RNA processing
Molecular function (GO): RNA binding; protein binding
Source: RefSeq, a predicted model, not a curated record
CGUCGCAUAACUUGACCCUCUGCAGAACUAUCUUGGGGAAGCUGAAGUAAAAAUUUAAACAUGGCGGAAACCGUAACCCUAGAUUCCUCUACCCAUCCACCUCAACUUCCCGACGAAAAUCCUACCGGAAACGAUGACGAAGACAUGCUCGACGCCCCUAAAUCCACUAAAAGUUCUGAUUCGGAUUCCGACUCAGAGGAUGACGCACAGCAGAAUCUACAAAUUCAAGCUCUACAAACGGAGCUCUUAAAUAACCCUUCCAAUUACGAUGCUCAUGUUCAAUACAUAAAAGCUUUAAGGAAGCAAGGGGAUAUAGAGAAGCUUAGACAAGCGAGGGAAGCCAUGAAUGCUAUUUUUCCUUUGAGUUUUGAGAUGUGGCAGGAGUGGACUAAAGACGAGACGUCUCUUUCUUCGGGACCCGAGGCUCUCCCUGCAAUUGAGAAGCUAUUUGAGCGUGGGGUGUCUGACUAUCUUUCUGUUGCUUUGUGGUGUGACUACUUAAGUUUUGUUCAAGAGCAUGACCAAUCAGUCCGUACACGUUCCGUCGGUGGAAUUUCAAAGGCAAGAAAUCUCUUUGAGCGUGCCCUUGUAGCUGCUGGUUUGCAUGUUGCUGAAGGCAGCAGGAUAUGGGAAUUAUACAGGGAAUUCGAACAAGAUCUUUUCCUCACAAUUGAUGAAACUGAUGCGGACUUGAGAGAGAAGCAGGUCCAGCGGAUUAGGAAUUUAUUCCAUCGCCAGUUGUCUGUCCCUCUUGCUGAUAUAAGUUCAACUCUUCACACAUACAAGGCUUGGGAAGCAAAACAGGGAGCCGAUCUUGAUGUAGACUCCAGUAACUUGGAUGGGCUUUCGCCACAUGUUGCCUCUUCAUAUCAGAAGGCCCUCGACAUGAUGAAUGCCAGGACUCAUCUUGAGAAUCAAAUAUCUUGUGAAGUUGCACCUGAAUCGGAAAGGCUUCAAAACUUUAUGGCUUACUUAAAAUUUGAGCAAUCGUUGGGGGAUCCAGCGAGGAUACAGAUCUUGUAUGAGCGUGCCAUAACUGAAUUUCCUAUAUCUAGUGAACUCUGGCUUGAUUAUACUCACUACAUGGAUAAAACCUUGAAGACCUCCAGUCUUGUUCGGGACAUUUACAAAAGGGCGACAAGGAACUGUCCCUGGAUUGGAGACCUGUGGGUGCGAUACUUGCUGUCUCUUGAACGCAGUCGUGCUUCUGAGGAAGAGCUAUCUGCUGUUUUCGAGAAGGCCCUACAGUGCACUUUCUCAAGCUUUGAAGAGUAUCUUGAUGUAUUUCUCACAAGAGUUGAUGGCUUAAGGCGGAGGUUGUCUUCGUUGGAAUCUGGGACUGAAAGCAGCGACUUAGAUUAUAUAAUUAUACGGGAAACUUUUCAGCGUGCUUCAGAUUAUUUGUCUCCACAUCUGAAGAAUACAGAAAGUUUAUUGCGGAUGUAUAGAUAUUGGAGCCGCUUAGAAUCAACUCUGGGGAAAGAUCUAGCUGCAGCUCGUCGUGUCUGGGAGAGCCUGCUUAAGAUCAGCGGAUCUACGCUAGAGGCGUGGCAAGGAUACAUAGCUAUGGAAGUUGAGAUGGGUAAAAUUAGUGAAGCUCGAUCCCUCUUUAAGAGAUGCUACAGUAAACGAUUCCCUGGGAGUGGCUCGGAGGACAUAUGCAAUUCAUGGAUUCGCUUCGAGAGAGAGUAUGGUGCACUUGAAGACUUUGACUUUGCCGUUAAAAAGGUCACUCCUCGCCUUGAAGAACUGCAGUUAUUCAAGUUACAAGAGGCUAAGAACAUUGGUGUGCCAGCAGAUGAUAGAGACAAUUCCUCGAGGAAAAAUGUGCGUGAAAAGAGGAAGCCAGUAUCAAAUUUAAUUGAAGAACAAUCUCCUGCUAAACGUCACAAAGAUAAAACUAAGAAUGUUAAGAUCACUUCUGAAGAUGGUAAAGGCCAAGCUAAAGACUCAGUCAAGGUAAAUAAUACAAAUCCAGAUGUGGAUGCCAGCAAACCAGCGAGUGGAAGCAAAAAAGAAAACAAAGAUGUUUCUUCCGGAAAACCAAAGCAGUAUAAUGACCAGUGUACUGCAUUUGUAUCUAAUCUUAACCUCAAGGCAACGUAUGACGACCUACGCAGAUUCUUUAGUGAUGUUGGAGGAGUGGUUGCUAUACGAAUAUUGAAUGACAAGUUCACUGGAAAGUCAAGGGGAUUGGCUUAUGUGGAUUUCUCGGAUGACAAACACCUGGCUGCAGCCGUGGCAAAAAACAAGCAGACCUUGCUUGGGAAGAGAUUGAGCAUUGCUAAGUCAGAUCCCAAAGGCAGAAAAAAAGGAAGCGAUUCUCACAGCGCGUCUUCAAGACAAGGUGAAGGUGCUGAGCAAACUACUGAGAGUUCAAAAUCAGGUGCCAAGGAUUCUGCUGAAGGUUCCAAGGAGGGCAAGGGGCAACCUUCUAGUCAUCAGCGGGCAACUAAUAUCCAGCUCAAAGGUAAAAAUACGUUUGCGGUGCCCAGAACUGUCAGGCCUCUUGGUUGGGUUGACAAAGAUAAACCCAAAUCAGAAGAAACUGAUGCUACGGAAGAUGAAAUUCCUAAAUCCAAUGAUGAAUUUCGGAAAAUGUUCAUCAAAUCUUGACAUAACUAGAAAGGUGAAAAAGCACCUAAAUAUAGUUGUAUGUCGUGAUUAGGAUGUCAACUUUAGUAAGCUCUCUAUAGAUUUAUGUAUCACCGGUUUUAUAACCUGUUAUGAGUAUAUUAUGAAGUUGAAAGUUUGUGAUCUGCCAGCCAGUUCUAAAUUCAACAUUUUUGAAGGUUCACAAUUUGAGUUUAUGACCGGUGGAUGUUAGGUCACAGUUAGGUGGAAAUUCUUUGACGGUUGGAUCCUGAAGCGUAGUAAAUUAAUGAUUGUGUUGUAAUAGUAAAAUCCUGGUUUUGUAAUU